UUUUUUGUAUAUUUCAGUAUUAGUGUUCGAACAGUGGAUUCAUUAGAGAGCCCCCAGACUGGUAACGGAUCUUUCGGUGUGAGCAUCACAGAGUCUCAAACUGUUCCGAUAUCCGACUCAACACAGUUUGAGGAAAUUAUAGACCUAACAGGUGUCCCUUCAAAGCCUAUAAAGUUUGGUGAGGGCUUUGUAAAUCAUAGUGAGGAUUUGUUGAAUUUAAACAACGGAGAUGGUGUUGAUAACGGGCACCUGAGUGAAGACGGAGAUGUGAACUCACAUCAAGUUGGUAUACCUAUUGUAGCGUUUGAGGAGAAUGCAACAAGAAGACAAGAUGUCACAGACCUCUUGUCAUGAAGACACAACUGAUGUAAAUGCAUCCAUGGUAACUGCAGAUCUUUCAUCCAAUCAGCACGCAGAAUCCAGCAUGGACAAACAUGAUGCUAUAGGGGCAUCCCAGCAUUCCCCUAGUGUCAAUAAUACACGCAAAUCUAAUAAUACAGAUUUCAAAUAUGUCUCUGUAGGAAAUCAUUCUAAUUAUAGAGAUAAUUCUGGUUGUCAUAGACACAAAAAUGAUUUAGGCCAGAAACUUGAUGACGACCCUGAAGAAAUUGAACGUGUAGACAAUUUGUGGUCCGAAGUUGAAGACGUUAUGGGUCGUCAGUAUUCGGAGACGUGUAAAGUGCUGGAGGUUUAUGGGAUAGGUGAGGGGGAGGGGGAUAGUGAGACAGAGGAGGGGCAAUUGUGGAGAAUGGUCCAGGGGGAUGCACCCUACACUCUAAAUAUUAUUUGAGAUAUUCGUAAGGUGUAAAUUAUUAAUAUAUUCAUAAUUAAUGCCAGAAUAAUAACUUUCUUGCCGCAAUCAGAUACUAAUCGGGUUCUUAAAACUGAAUCAUUGGUUUAGACAAGUACAUGAAUUCUGUUAAAUGUCUUUUGUGAAUGUUGAAAUUGUUAACAAAAUUAACAUUUGUGCAA
Messenger RNA from Ruditapes philippinarum (Manila clam), 972 nucleotides. RefSeq lists its product as uncharacterized. NCBI's taxonomy places the organism in Eukaryota, Metazoa, Mollusca, Bivalvia, Venerida, Veneridae. The transcript is spliced from 2 exons. Bases 314 to 790 code for a protein of 158 amino acids. The record is from RefSeq and is a predicted model, not a curated record.